This is a messenger RNA of Schistocerca cancellata (South American locust), 6136 nucleotides long. RefSeq lists its product as uncharacterized. The record is from RefSeq and is a predicted model, not a curated record. Gene Ontology annotation, cellular component: PRC1 complex. Gene Ontology annotation, biological process: negative regulation of transcription by RNA polymerase II. Lineage: Eukaryota; Metazoa; Arthropoda; Insecta; Orthoptera; Acrididae. Gene Ontology annotation, molecular function: promoter-specific chromatin binding. The transcript has 6 exons. The coding region runs from base 96 to 5357 and encodes 1753 amino acids.
CGAGCGGUUGGCCGCUACUUCACCCAGUCAACCCGUACCUGACGUGCGGCCUGUGCAGCGGAUACCUCAUCGACGCCACCACCAUCGUCGACUGCAUGCACUCCUUUUGCCGAAGUUGUAUAAUACUGCAUCUGCGAAGCAAUUCGUUCUGCCCAACGUGUGAACAAAUCCUCCGCAGAUUUGAUCCUCCACUCCACGGCCUCAGGAGAGACCAUACUCUGCAAACUCUGGUGUAUAAGAUGGUGCCUGGACUUUACCGCAAAGAGAGAGAACGUCGUAAAACGUUUGGACAGCAGGACCCACAGCAGCGUCGACUACCUAAGCCGGCAAAGAACAUACUUACAGACGAGUUCAAAAUAAAUAUUUCACUGCAAUAUGAUGAAUGUGUGGAAAAUGAGGGUGGUGGUGGUGGUGGUGAUAUAAACAAGGAAGAUAAAGAAGCAAAACGGUACCUCAAUUGUCCAGCUGCAGUUCGCAUAAAAUAUUUGCAGCACUUUAUAAGAAUGAAAUAUGGACUCAGUGAAGCCCAUAGGGUGGAUAUAAUUUAUAAUGACGAGUGUCUGCCACAAACCUUUACUCUUAAAGAUGUCAUGUAUAUUUUCUCUCUGGACAAGUACAAAACAGUGGAGUUUGGCUUCAGAAUAUAUCUUCAGGAUCCCGCAGAACAGAAUGUUAGUGCUCAGAAUGCAUCUUCUGUGCAAAAAAAGAGUCGGAGACAAUACAAAAGGAAAUCGCCAAUGAAGAAAAAACAACCUGUUGCACCGACCCGGAGCAAGCUUUCCAGAUCGCAGUCUACACCCAAUGUAUCUGUUUGCAUUGACUCACCUGAACCGUCAUCUAUCGUGCCUGCAGUAAGUGAAGAGUUUGAUGUUACAACAAAGAGUAAAAGAGGGAAGGGUAGAGGACGGGGCCGAAGGGCACGAAGUGGGACACGUAAAGACAAAAUUUCUUUUGCAUCCCUUGAUGAUGAUAUGCUGAGAGCAGGUCAUCUCUUAGAAAUGGAACUUGAUUCCAUUGCUUCUACUAGUAAUUACCAAAGUAAUAGUGUGACUGAAUGUGAAGACAUUAAUCAACAAAUGACUGAGAAAAGUGCUUCUCCUGAAAGAGUUACUCAUCAAACAGGAGCUUCAACCAAAGACAAUAAUGGUGUCAGUAUGCCUUUUGUUCCUGUUACUUUUUCAGAGGAUGCAACUCCUACAGCAGAAGUUGGAGUUGCAGUUGCCACUAAAGGCGAUGCCUUUUGCGUGGAAGAAAACCUAAGAACACCUUGUGAAUCUUUCAAGAUCAAACUCGGUGAAACACAAGACAGUUUAGGUGAAGUAAUUUCAGACAGUGGAAGGGAGAGGAUUCCUAUCUGUAAAAGUGCUGUAGCGUCUCACAAACAUGAUUCUUCCUACAACUCUUGUACUCCUCAUAAUGAAGGUGCUGCAUCACAGCAAACUGCUACACAUGGGAAGUUGGUAUCCACAAGACGUCAUAGCAGAACGAUGAUGUCUCCUCCAAGAAUUACCUCCUCCAAAUGCAAUAAUUCUGAUGUUUUUGAUAGUAGGCACAAUACACAGUGCAGUGUUAGAGAGCAAUUCCAUGAUGUCUCUAUUGUGGAUAAUAGUGUUCUAACCCAAGAAGGCAGUCAGUUAUCAUCAGUUUGUGGUAAUCGAUCUUCAAGUAUGAUUGGAGUCACAGAACAGAAAGGUGGAAAAAGUGCAACAGUUGACUUAAAAGUAGAUGGGAAUGGCCAAAUUCUCAACAACUGCCAGCAAAAUGUUAAUGUGCUAAGUAGUGAAAAGCGAGACAAAAUAGUAAAGGAAUCAAAAUGUCCAGUUGCAGCAGAAUAUGUUCCUCCAUCAAAGAGACUGUGUGUAGAGCAAGAACAGAGCUUAGUGCUAAAUGAGAACAUAGGGGAAGGCGAAGAUGUGUUGGAAGGACUGGAAGGUACAAAUGGUAAUAAAGUGGAAUCUAAAAAGAGAAUAUGUACAACUGAAAGACAAAGCACAAAAUUUCUUAAGACUGCAGAUGCAGUGAAUGCCUCUGUUAACAUAUAUGAGACUGAGCGACCUGAGGUGAAUAAUGGUUUCAGAGAUAUGAAACACAAAGUCAACAAUAAUAUGGAAUUGAUAAGCAAACAUAGGGAACAAAAAUUUUCAGGAAGUAGUAAACAAAAAGCAAAGAUGAGAUAUCGAAACAAGGUAAUGAAGCAGAGGAGAAUGCAGUUAAAAGGAACUGCACUUUUCAAAACACUAGAGCCACUAUCAUCAAGCCUCCGUCGAAAAUGCAUGGUCAGUAAAGUAUAUGGUUUGGUAGGCUUCAGAAAUAUGAACUGCAACAAAGGGAGAUGCAAAUCAAAAGGUACUUCUCGUAAAGAUAGGAAAAGACGAAUCAUGCAUUCAGUACUUAUUAAAAAAUUUGACAUUGAUUAUGGUGCUGCCACUCAUUCCAGUGGUGACAUUUCAAACGUAGUGGCUGUGCCGUCAUUAGAUGAAGGCAAGACAGAACUUCAUGACUCAUCUCCACUUCAUAGGGAUAAUUGUAAAACAUGUCAAAAUAAUCAGAGUUCUAGUGUGAUCUGGAAAAAAGUUGUCACACCAAGUAGGAAGAGAAGAUUCUCAGAGACUUGUGAGAAAACUGACAAAGAGCAUGUUAUUGGUGGGAAGGUUAAUGGGCUAACAGCAGUAGGUGUUAAUGCUGGCCUUUCAAGAGAGACAGAUGCAGGAUCUCUGAAAACUGUCAAUAAUGUAAAUGAAAAUGAAAUUACCGAUAAAACACAUGACACCAACAAUUGUACAGAUGGCAGUCAUCAGACUGAUGCACUUAGUAGUUCGCAGAAUAACUGUGGCACAACAUCCUUGACAACUAACAAUACAAAAGAAGCUAGUUCUCGUAGCUCUUUGAGUAUUGACAAUGUAGAUGGUACAAAGGUACCAAAUACUCAUAGCAGAAGUGGAAAAACGCUGCAAAAUGAAGUUAAAGCUAUUAAUAUUCAGAACAGCCAAACAGACCAUACUCCUCUCAUUACAAAUCCUUCAAAAAUGGCUACCGACAGCGCUGUAAAAAAUGAGCUUGUACAAUGCAAAGAAAACUCGAAAAAAGAACCCAACAUGUCUUCCAAGGAAAGCACAAGCUCCAAUAAAUCUUCCAAAGCAGGUGACAAAGACAGUAAUUACUCUGAUAAGUCAAGUAAUUACUCAGAAUUCGAUGAUUUCUCUGAGGAAGAUGAAUUAAUUUUAAGAGUUUCAGAGCAUGAGGAUGAUGAAGUAACAUCGAGAGUGUCUGAUCGUGAAGAUGAUGAGAUUAUGAAUGAAAAUGGUGUACAAUCGCAAGAGCUUCAGAAGAGUGCUAAUGAAGAAAAAAUAGUCACAGAUGAGCCAAAAAAUAAUUCAAACAAAGUAUCAGAAACCAGUGACAGCUCAGAAGCCAAAUCUAAAGAGGGAGGACAAAAAUUCCCAGGAGUUCCUUUACCUGCUGGCUGCGAAUUGAAAGAUGCUGAACGAAUCUCAAAGGAGAAAGGUACAGAGCCCAAGAGUGGGCAGAAAAGUUGGUCGGAGACAAAUAGACCUGAUAAAGUGAUUUCUCAUAAGACUUUAUCUGCCUCCCAUUCUGUCAACAACAGAACUGGAAAUGUUGUCAAUCCUGUUAACAGUAGUAACAGUUCUCAUCAACAGUGUGCAUCAAAAGGCAACAAUUCAAACCCUGUGAUACCACAGACUGUUGCAAAUAAGACCGAUAAAAAACCUAAAACGGGAAAUUUAUAUGAGCUUACAAUAAAACCCAAAGAAAAUACAAUUGUUCCACCUCCUUCCAUUACAAUUAGUAGGCUCAAUUCUAAUUUAAAACCAAAACAGAGGACUGACACAAGCAAUUCCACUAAGAAUAAAAGGCCCUCCCUCGAGAUACUGCCGGUCAAACCUUCAGGCGCUCAACACUCUGCAGCUACUGACAGGAGUAAAAGAAUUAGUGUAGGCAGCCCAUAUUUCACCCCAAAAAGGAAACCAGCUAAUUUGCCACUUUUGAAACCACCACAGCUUCUACAAAAUGUAGUCUCUCAGGCACAGAAUUUUCCCACAGAAACAGUGACAAAAAAUGGUUUACAAAUAAUACCAACUAGUACUAAAAGUGAAGUAGUUUCUAGUAGUUCUCGGAAACCCGUUGCUACAACAACCAAUGUUUCAAACAAUGUUAACAGUAAAUCUUCUGAAAAUACAUCAAAUAAAAAUACUCGUGCUGGAGAAGCAGUAUUGGAUUUGUCAGAAAAAUCAACAAGGUAUAAGGUAUCAUCACCAGAAUCGUUGAACCAGACUCCGAAUGAAUUACAGCCACCAAAAUCAUAUGUUACUGCAGCUCAGAUUGCACAAAAUAGAGCCUCUCUCUGUUCGACUCUGGCCUCAAACUUCCAACACUUCCAGCAUCAUUUUAGUGCUAAUACACCACCUCAGAAUCUUCCACAGGCUGGUAUUGCCAGUGCACUGGGCACAGCACUCUCCUCUGCUUUGCGUGGUACGCUGACCUCCUCACAAGCAGCACGUGGUAUUUCAAAUGAUGGAAUUCACCCUGCUGUGACAAAUCCAGCCUUUAUGGUGAAUAGAAACACACUAUCUGGUGCAUCAAUGCAGUAUUGUAAUGCUAAAGAUGAAACUGAAAAAUCAGUGAAGCAACAGCUAUAUCAAAACAUCCAACAGAAAACCAAAGCUGCCCAUACAGCUGCAGCUGCUGCUGCUGCUGCUGCCUCAAAUCAAAAUAUUAACAGUCCAGCAUCACAAAUGAUGUAUGGAAGAAAUGUGAGGAUGCAGCCUGGCGUCCACAUGGGCCACGUCCACACACCUUCAGUUUGUUAUCCAGAAACCAGUCCCACUGGACCAAAAGAAUAUCCUGACCCACGAUCUCCUAUUCCCUUGUCUCCAACGACACCUGUUAGUUCACCACUUUCUCCUACACAUCAGGUGAUGGCAAAUUUUGGGUGCUUAAGUCCUACUUACAAUCCACAUCCACUGUACAAGACAUUUACCCCUGCCAGUUCUGAAAUAGCGUACGAUAGAGCAAAAAGGAAUCUCAUGCCAGAACACAGGAACCCUGGACCCAGUCAAACAGUUCGUCACAUCCCAAACCCGUCAACUCUUCAAUUCAGACAGCAACGCAGAAACUGCUCUCCGUCAAAUGCACCACAGAAUGUGCCAUCCACCUCAGCAAACAAUUCUUUGAGCAGUAAAAUGCCAUUCUUGCACCAGAGGCUAUUGGAAGCUAGUAACAGUGCCUCAAAAAAUGUUCCAGCAACAAGCACGGCAUCUGGUUUAGCAUUAAACUCUGGAAAUUUUGUUUCACAUGAUAAGACUAAACCCUCAAGAAGAAACUCUGCUAAUAAAUAACUCUUAAGCCGAAUUUAACAUAGUUUUCUCUUGUGAGAUGUCUCUUCACUAUUGAGCUGUUUCUGACCGUGUGAGAGAAGUACAUGUAUUAAACAUAUAUUGUCAAUGUUUUUUUUUUUUUUUUUACAAAUGCAGUGUACCUCAUGCUUCUGUAAAAUGUCUCAUAUUACCUUUUUAAGGUAUAUAAAAACUGAAAAGACUAUAAUUUGUAAAAAGUAUUUUCAUAAAUACUGUGUGAACUACUCAGUUUGUGAGAUUGGAAAAAUUAUUUUACCCAUGUACAGCUGAGAGAUCAUUUAAAGAUCUGAAACAUUAGUAUGUAAUGAUAUUUUCUUUAAAAUCAGUUUUGAAGGUUACUUCUUGAAAUAUCCAGUCGUAAAUAUUGUUUUGUGCAUUUGGCCAGUUGUAGCCAUAUUGUGAGGACUAGCAUUCUUCUGAUACUUCUGUUUGUACUUAUAUGCUUGUUAGUUCCUAAUUAUUAUUAUUAUUAUUAUUAUUAUUAUUAUUAUUAUUAUUAUUAUUAUUAUUAUUAUUAUUAUUAUUAUUAUUAUUAUUAUUUGUAAUGGCUGAACUGUUACUUCCCUGAAUCUUCAUGUUCUUUGCACUCUGUUACUAAAAUGUGUAAGAUGAGACUACAGUUUUGCGUAGUUGUAUAUUGUGUAUACUUGUAGAUGCAGUUUGUUUUCAUAUGUAUGAUAUAUUGUUAUUUUAUUAGUAAAAGUAUUAGGUAUUAAGUUUGAUCAAUGUAUAUUACCUGUUGUACAAAGGUGGAAAAUAUA